Messenger RNA from Torulaspora delbrueckii, 1368 nucleotides. It is a transcript of the gene TYR1, whose product is annotated as prephenate dehydrogenase (NADP(+)). The transcript has a single exon. Gene Ontology annotation, molecular function: prephenate dehydrogenase (NADP+) activity; NAD+ binding; prephenate dehydrogenase (NAD+) activity. Gene Ontology annotation, biological process: L-tyrosine biosynthetic process. NCBI's taxonomy places the organism in Eukaryota, Fungi, Ascomycota, Saccharomycetes, Saccharomycetales, Saccharomycetaceae. Bases 1 to 1368 code for a protein of 455 amino acids. The record is from RefSeq and is a predicted model, not a curated record.
AUGAGCAGUCAAUUCAACAAAGAGAACCAGAAGUUGCUGCAGAUGGGCACCGAAGAUGACAUUAAAAGAUGGAAGGAAACCAAGACUCUAGGGAUUAUUGGUCUUGGUGACAUGGGACUAUUGUAUGCCACAAAAUUCUCAGAAGCUGGAUGGCAUGUUGUAUGCUGUGAUAGAGAAGAGAACUACGAACGUCUGAAGGCUCAACAUAGCGGUUCAAAGUUUCAAAUACUACUCAACGGACACUACGUUUCAAGGCUAAGCGAUUACAUCAUCUACAGUGUGGAAGCUGAGAAUAUAGACAAAAUUGUUAAACUAUAUGGACCCUCAACGAAACUAGACGCUAUUGUCGGGGGCCAGACUAGUUGCAAAACUCCCGAAAUUGCAGCAUUCGAGCAACAUCUUCCUUCGGAUUCCGAUAUUAUCACAGUACAUUCGCUACAUGGUCCCAAAGUUUCUACUGAAGGCCAACCAUUGGUCAUAAUUAAGCAUAGGUGUUCUCGUCAGAACUCAAUUGAUUUCGUAGAGGCAGUGAUGGCAUGCCUUAAAGUAAAAAGGUUUAACUUGUCGUAUGAAGAACAUGACAAGAUCACAGCGGACACACAAGCUGUUACACAUGCCGCAUUCCUGAGCAUGGGAGCUGCAUGGGCAAAAAUUAAGAUCUACCCAUGGACUCUAGGUACUGAUAAAUGGUAUGGUGGUUUAGAGAAUGUCAAAGUCAACAUUUCUUUGCGAAUUUACUCUAACAAAUGGCAUGUCUACGCGGGUUUGGCCAUUACGAACCCUGCAGCGCAUAAUCAGAUCUUGCAGUACGCUGCUAGUGCUACUGAACUCUUUUCCCUAUUCAUAAAGCACGAUGAGAAGGAACUUACUAACAGAUUGUUAAGAGCCAAGGAUUUUGUGUUCAAAAACCAUACUGGCGAACUUCUGCUGGAUGACAAGCUCCUAGACAAAUAUUCACUCACCCCAAAGCAAGACAACACUGAAGGCCUACAACCGGUUCCUAACUCACACUUAUCGCUACUAGCAAUCGUGGAUUCCUGGCAUCAACUAAGCAUAAACCCUUAUGACCAUAUGAUAUGUUCAACACCACUGUUUAGAAUAUUUCUCGGUGUCUCUGAAUACUUAUUCCUCACACCUGGUCUGCUUGAGCAAACCAUCAAAGCGGCAAUACACGAUGAAUCUUUUAGAGAGGAUGAUUUGGAAUUUGUGGUCUCUGCAAGAGAAUGGAGUUCCAUUGUGACGUUUGCUAAUUAUGACCUCUACAAGAGGCAAUUCGAAGUUGUUCAAAAAUUCUUUGAGCCAAUGUUUCCAGAGGCCAACAAAAUUGGUAAUGAGAUGUUGAAAACAAUUGCCAGUCAUUCACGCUAA